Molecule: messenger RNA, 1152 nt
Organism: Macrosiphum euphorbiae (potato aphid)
Lineage: Eukaryota; Metazoa; Arthropoda; Insecta; Hemiptera; Aphididae
Source: the annotation of a GenBank genome assembly
AUGUUAGCAGGUAAAACUAUUUUCUCAACAUUAGAUCUGAAGAGAGCCUAUCAUAAAAUACCGAUACACCCUGAACAUAUUCCUAAGACAGCCAUAACAACUCCUUUUGGUUUAUUCGAGUUUGUGAGAAUGAGUUUUGGACUCAAAAACGCAGCUCAAUCCUUCCAGAGGUUUAUUAACGAAGUGUUCUCAGGUCUAAACUUUUGUUUUGUGUACAUCGAUGACAUACUUAUUGCAUCAAACAACGAGGAAGAACAUAAAGAACACCUACAUCUUGUAUUCCAACGUCUACAAAAAUAUGGUUUAACUAUUAAUUUACAAAAAAGUAUUUUUGGUGAGAAAUCUGUGAAGUUCUUAGGCUACAACAUAUCUGAAGAAGGAACAUUACCAGAUAAGGAUAGAGUAGCAACCAUUCAAGAAUGCAAACCACCCAAAACCGUUAAAGAACUUCGUAGAUUCUUGGGUAUGAUAAAUUUUUAUAGAAGGUGGAUUCCUGGAGCAGCAAGAAAUCAAGGAAUACUAAACAACUAUUUAAAACAAUCAACAAAGAAUGACAAAAGACCAAUUCAAUGGACGACAGAAGCUGAGAAGGCAUUUGAGACUUGCAAAAAAAAACUCGCUGACGCUACCUUUCUCACACACCCACGGGGGAACACCAUACUUGCAUUAACUGCAAAUGCAUCGGAUAAUGCUCUAGGAGCAGUACUAGAACAGAAGGAAGUGAAUAACAACUGGGCACCAAUAGCUUAUUUUUCCAAACAAUUAUCAAAAGCUCAAAAAAACUACAGUACAUAUGACAGAGAAUUGUUGGCCAUUUAUACAGCCAUUAAACAUUUCAAAUAUAUGCUUGAAGGUCAAUCUUUCACCAUAUACACAGAUCAUAAACCUAUUGUAACAGCUUUUGAACAAAAAUCAUCCAAAGCUUCACCCAGACAGUUACGACAUCUUGAUUUUAUCAGCCAAUUUACAACAAACAUUGAAUACAUAGCAGGUAAAGAAAAUAUUACAGCAGAUUUUUUAUCCAGAAUUGAAGCUAUAGAUUUCCCUACCACAAUAGACUACGAUUCAUUGCAAGUACAUCAAGAGAAUGACCCAGAGCUACAGCAUCUAUUAACAACAUCUGGUAACACAAGGCUAAUAUUAAAAAAUUAA